Pyrenophora tritici-repentis Pt-1C-BFP is the source of this 2829-nucleotide messenger RNA. RefSeq names its product fes-CIP4 proteiny domain-containing protein. The record is from RefSeq and is a predicted model, not a curated record. Gene Ontology annotation, cellular component: plasma membrane; cytoplasm; cell division site. Gene Ontology annotation, biological process: septin cytoskeleton organization. Lineage: Eukaryota; Fungi; Ascomycota; Dothideomycetes; Pleosporales; Pleosporaceae.
AUGGAGCUCCAACGCAAAGAAUACCCGGCAAUGCUGACGUCGCUCUCUCCCGGCCAGGCCGUGACAGUGCUCGACAGUCGCAUGCGACAUGUCGGCCAGCUAAACAACCACAUUGCCGACUGGUUGCAGGAACGCCGUCGCGUAGAAGAACAAUAUGUCGCCGGUCUACGAAAGCUCGCAAACAAACACCCACCGGACGAAUCCUCCGAUCUCGGCAUAUUCACCACGCCGUGGCAGAAGAUCGUCAGCGCAACCGAGGCCGUCGCCCACUCGCAUGCGCACCUCGCAUCCCGGAUAGAAGCCGACGUCGAACGCCCGCUGCGCGACUUCGCCGUGAACAACCGCGAAAUACAGGCCAUGGGAAACAUUCAAGGAAACCUUACGGCAAUUGCAAAGGACAUAGACAAUGCGCAGAAGAAGCAAGCCAAACUUCGGGAUAAGGGAUCGAAGGCCAAAGCGUCUGCCGUAGCCGAUGCCGUUCAGGACAUAGAAAAGGCCGAGCUUCAAUGGGACUCGCAAGCACCCUACGUAUUUGAACAACUCCAAGCCAUUGACGAGACCCGGCUCAACCACCUCCGCGACGUACUCACUCAAUUACAAACACUCGAAGUAGACCAGGUAGAGCGCAGUCGGGCCACGACCGAGGACGCGCUGAACGCUAUGCUCAACAUCGAAACCGCCGACGAGAUACAGACGUGGUCACUGAGGAUGCGGAGUGGGGAAGCUCCUCCACCCUCGCGGAAGCUGAGCAGCACUGGUACCACUCCUUCGAGAGGUCUGGCCCCGCCACCGAUACCAGGUCCAGGCUCGCCUACUGCACCAGAUGAUAAUGGGAGUCUGAAGAGCGCAAACGUGCCGGAGAAACAUAGCUCGAACCCCCUCAAGCGACUUGGGACGGUAUUAGGUCGACGGAAAAGCGCGCACCCUUACGGACGGACCGCAUCUCCGGAACGAACCUCGUCGUCAAACUUGGGGUCGGCUUUCGGUGGUUUUGGCAAGGGCAAGUCCAAGGAUCGCGAAAACCAAACCUCAUCCCUGAGUUCCACCGCAGAACGCCCGACUUCACCUCUGAGACGCCUUUCCCAACGACCCAGUAUUUCUCAGAGAUCAGACUCCCCGAGCCUCACUCGCCAGCCCAGCACAGAUGGCGGCCCAAAUGGUACCAUACCUGAGUCUUCUACCGAGACAGAGACUCCAAACCCUGUAAAUGGAACCGCACCCGUGCAAGAAUCAAUACCUGAACUCAAAGAGUCCUUGUCUCCACCCCCGAUUGUGGAGACGCAACCAGAACCCGAAAAGGAUGCCGAGGGCUUUUCUGUACCACCAUCUGCGAUUGAUGCUAUUACAGAAGCGGAAAGAGAGGCAGGAUACGCAAAUAGCGAGGGAGGUUCACAGCCUCAGUUCAAGCUUGACAUUCGAAAUGCACCUAUCCAGGAAGAGGAUGGUGAUGCCGACGCGGCUACCGCCAACCUGGUCAACACUCUGCGCGCACAAGCUGCACAGCCCAAGCGUUCGAGUACGUUGCGUGGUCGCCGCGAUGUUCGUAACACGAUAUUCGUGCCAAACCCCGCAAUGCCAGACCUCCAAAGUAUUGGGGAAGUGCCUCCACUUCCAACCGAUGAAUCCGGCCUAGCCUCUGGUCCUGGAUCCGCAACUUUCCCUACACCUGUACCUGCCCUGCCUCAGCAACCUGUCUCUCCCGCUUACAAGCCUCCACAUCGAUCAUUAUUGUCAGAAGACCAUGCUACGUCAGACACACAAUCGAUCCGGUCGGGCCGAUCGCUAAGUAGCUCCGCUAGCACUACGGUUAAGCAUCCGGACCUGCAUGAACCAGGGCUCAACGCGUCACUAGUGGAGACUGUCAGCGCUUGGUUCGAACAGGGCAACGUCACAAAAGCAAUGGUUAUCGGUCAAGUUGCGCUUGCAUACAAUCCUAUCGACAUCUCUGCCCCCUUUGGCACAGAAAGUAUACGCCUGGAGAACUUUUCCGUUCUCGAAAAGGUAGCACCCAACCCGGCCUUCAUUGAACAGUCGGCAGACAGCCCAGGUACCUACACUGUGGACCUGUCCAAGAUUAUGAAGACAUCGGUCGCCUUCCAUUACCAGCUGCACAUUGAAGACAGCAACAUAGGUUCCCUUCCACCCAUCAUCCUGGCACCAGCAUGGAAGUCGGAACCCACACAAACCUCUGCCAUCCUCCACUACUCACUCAACCCCCGAUUCGAACUUGGUGGCGCAACAAGCAUCACCAUUCGCAACCUUGUUCUCGUCAUCCGCCUGGAACCAGGAUCAAAAGCAUUAUCCUGCCAGUCCAAGCCCACUGGCACCUUCUCCCGCGACAAGGGCCUCAUCUACUGGCGCCUCGGCGACGUAACCCUCUUUAAAGACUCAGCUCCUCAGACCCUCCGCGCCCGCUUCGUAACUGACGGCCAGGCUAACCCCGGAAACACGGAAGCGCGGUGGGAGAUUAGUGACGAGCAAUCUCUGUCGCUGGGCAGUGGUCUCGGCGUGAGCAUGAGCACGUCACUCACCGCCAAGAAAGAUGAAGUAGAAGAUGACCCCUUUGCUGACAUUGACGAGACGGCACCGCCCACCCCGACUAUUGGCUGGAAGCCUGUGGCUGCUGUGAAGAAGAUAUCCAGUGGGACGUAUCUGGGUGUUUGAUAAUGUCUAGUUGAGGAGUCUUCGUAGCAACCAACCAACCAACCUUUUUUUGGAUACAAGGGGGAAGUUGUUGCGGCCACGGUGGAAGUUGAUGGAUUUAUCAAAGAUGGCUUGAUAUCUUAAUUACUUACCUACCUAUCUCUCCUAUAUAUCGAUUUUCAUGUG